UCUGAAGAUGAUCUGUUGGUGUUGUUAGCAGCGGUAGAAUGGGGACCAAAUGCAUACGUGCUGAGUAACGAUAGAUUCAGUGCGCAUGUUGAAAGGGCUAACUGUACUGGUCGACUUUCUCUUGAAGAGUGGAUGCGUCGACGAAUGAUACGUUUUGAUAAACUUAACUGGCAGUAUGAUGCCCUUCCUGAAUACGGGGAAUUUGUUCAACAAGUCAAUUCAAACACAUACUUUGUGCCGAUUUCUGAUGAAGCCCCCGGCAUUCCUCUACGAUCUGCUCGGCUGGUGAUAUUGUGA
Molecule: messenger RNA, 297 nt
Organism: Haemonchus placei
Lineage: Eukaryota; Metazoa; Nematoda; Chromadorea; Rhabditida; Trichostrongylidae
Source: the annotation of a GenBank genome assembly